AUGGCUUCAUCAACAAGCAUGGUGAUGGCAGAACACAUCGAAAAACGCACUUGGUUUGAACGUGGUAAAAGAUUGAUGUAUCGUGUAGAAUCCAAUCGCCGUGAAAGUUUUGAAACAUGGCCGUUAGCUCAUCUUUUAGAUAUUUUUGAAUUGGCUUCUGCUGGAUUCUAUUAUACCGGAGUUGGUAACUUUGAAUGUUGUUUUGAAUGUGGAGUUAAAAUUAACGAUUGGACUUUGGGUGAUAAUCCUUGGCUUGAACAUCAUCGAAACAAACCAAGCUGUAGAUUUGUGCGCCGAAUACCAUGUGGAAAUGUCCCUGUGGGCAUCCACCCUGACACCGUGGCUGUACCUACUUACUACCCUUAUCGGAAAAAUAUUUCUCCUGUAAUUUCACCGUCAUUCCGUUAUUCAUAUUAUUCAGCUGCGGUAUCAAGACUUGAACAUCGAGAAUCUUUAAGUCUUUUUGAUUAUGCACCACCACCGUACCCUGAUCCACAGCCUGAGAUUGAUGUUAAAACUGCCAAGGUUCGACAAUAA
Molecule: messenger RNA, 537 nt
Organism: Aphidius gifuensis
Lineage: Eukaryota; Metazoa; Arthropoda; Insecta; Hymenoptera; Braconidae
Product: baculoviral IAP repeat-containing protein 7-A-like
Exons: 1
Coding region: 1-537 (178 amino acids)
Source: RefSeq, a predicted model, not a curated record